Lemur catta (Ring-tailed lemur) is the source of this 834-nucleotide messenger RNA. Its product is annotated as ankyrin repeat domain-containing protein 26-like. The transcript is spliced from 8 exons. NCBI's taxonomy places the organism in Eukaryota, Metazoa, Chordata, Mammalia, Primates, Lemuridae. The record is from RefSeq and is a predicted model, not a curated record. Bases 110 to 652 code for a protein of 180 amino acids.
UAUUUCUCAUCAUCGAGAUGUGGUUGAAAGCCUUCCGACGUCCGUCAAAGUCCAGGGCUUUCAUGCUCGUUUCGUUGAAACACAUGGCCCUGGCCUGCAACCUUUCUUGAUGUCUUCAACUGAGGAAGGUCACACAGAGGAGGAGACAACAGAGCCAGCAGGUUUAAGAGAGGAAAAUGCUAAGAUGUCCUUGUUAACGUCUGGACCGAAGGAAGAUGAAGCGUCGCCACCUAGUGUUUCGGAUUCGGAGGAGGGAACAGCAAAUCCAUCAACUACAAAAAUGGAAAAUGGUAUCAGCAUUAUUGAAAAUGCUCCUCAAGUGCAAAAUGCUAAUGGCAGUUUUACUGCUGUGUGCCGUAGUAACAGAAGUGAUAAGAUGUCCGCAUUAGAAUCUGGAGAAAAUGAAGUUGUGGAAGUACCUUUGGACUCGGCUUGUGAGAGUAUCUCAAAGAGUCCUGUACAGAAGGAUGUUGGUCCUUCAUCUAGGCCUGUAGAUCAAAAAGGAAGAAAUACAGUAAAUGGACAAAUAGAAGGUUCAUACCAUGAAAAUUUGAGUUCUUCACCACACAGUGACAGAGCAUCAAAAGUAUAUCUAAAAGAAGAAUUACGGCAAGAUACGCAAAAGUUUAAGAAUGAGGUAGACAUGUUAUAAGUCGAAUUACUGUCUGUGGAGAAAGAAAAAGGUCUGCUUGAAAAAGAGAUUUCUCAUAGCCAAGAAAGAGAAAAAGAUCUACUCCAUAAGAAUCGCAUGUGGCAGGAGGAACUUGCCAUGGUGAGAAUGGAGAGAGACAAAAUUAAAAGUCAGAAUGAAGAAAAUGAAAAGAAAUAUCCAAA